Cimex lectularius (bed bug) is the source of this 3417-nucleotide messenger RNA. Its product is annotated as inhibitor of Bruton tyrosine kinase. The coding region runs from base 110 to 3355 and encodes 1081 amino acids. NCBI's taxonomy places the organism in Eukaryota, Metazoa, Arthropoda, Insecta, Hemiptera, Cimicidae. Gene Ontology annotation, molecular function: protein binding. The record is from RefSeq and is a predicted model, not a curated record. The transcript is spliced from 19 exons.
UUGACAGUAGUAGUCACUGGUCCCUGGCGGUCGUCCUUCAACAGUUUGGUGUUUUGGACAGAGUAUUUUUAAUAAGUUUGUUUAUACUCUAUCCGUUUUUCACGGUUGGAUGAUGUGGGACUGCGAGAAGUCGUGUGCAGCAGAGGCACACGGUGACCUCCUGACUACUGCAGUCGCCGUUGCUGCAGAACGUUCUCUCGCUGACAGCCAGAUCGCCUCCUUCCUCUACAGGACCUGCAAGAACUUCCCCAGAGUGAAUGAUUCAUGUGGAAAGAAUACAUUACACAUGGCCGCAUCAUGUGGGAUGACAGAACUAUGUGAGUGGUUGAUAACCGCCGGGGCCGAUCCUAACUGCAAGGACUCUGAGUCAGGCUGCACACCUUUGCAUCGCAGUAUAUACCAUGGCCAUAUUGACACUGCUGUCAGACUGUUGAAAUAUAGAGCCGACCUUGACAUAAUGAACAAUGAAGGCCUCACGCCUCUCGACAUGCUGAGCAUGGAUGUAGUGCGCAACAUCUCGCUUAUCCCUAUCAUGCCCUGUCAGGUGUACGUUUGGGGUACAAACUUGAACUACACGCUCGGAACAGGAACAGACGAUCAUAAAAAAAUACCAGAAUGCCAUGAAUUUUUCAAACGAAAUUUUACUUCAAUUAAACAGGUAUGCAUGGAUGAGUUUCAUUCAGUUUUCACCACUACAUUCCACUCGGCUUGGGUUUGUGGUCAUGGGAAGAGAGGCAGACUCGGUGUUGGCAAGGAGCAGUCAUUAGUGAUCCCAACUGAGAUGUUGACAAAGGGUGAGCAGUGCGAGCAAGCUGCUAUCGCUGUAGACCAUACUCUCAUCCUCCUCUCCAAUGGAUCUGUACUUUCAAGUGGGUCAAACCAAUACCACCAACUCGGGUUGACCCCAUACGUAGAAUCGAGCAACACGCUUAAAUACAUUAACCUAAGAAAUGGUAAGUCAAUAGGCAUAGUCACAGGUAUCGGUGCUGGAAAAUACCACAGUAUCUUUUACAACAGCUGUGGUAUUCUUGUAUGUGGCUUAAAUGCGGGACAACUUGGUGCUAAAAUUGACAAUGACGAUUUCAUCACUAUUCCUUCUCAACUCUCGAUUCAGUUAAAAAAUAAUGUUUCUAUAACUCACGUGGCAACAAGUAAUGGAGCAAUUACAUACGCUUUGAACUCUGGCGACAUUUUUGUUAUUCACCAAUUUCAGUUCAAAAGGAUAGUCUCAAAGCAAAAUAUAAUUAAGUUAUCUUGUAUUGGAGGCCAAUUACACAGUGAUUUUAUCCAGGACAGUGGUGAACAGUUAAAGAUUGCAUUUCUUAAUUCUAAAGGUUCUGUUUUCGUUUGGCAGAAAGAUACAAAUUUGCUGAAGUGCGAGUUUGGUAUUGGUAGGAGCCUUUUGAUCAAGGACAUUCACCUGAACAACAACGGUUUGCUGCUCGUAAGCAAGAGAGGUGAAGCGUACAUCGCUAGCAACAGAGAUGCUAACAAGAGAGGUCCUCAUAUUUCACGGCCGUCGUUUAAAGACGCAAAAUUGUACGAAAAUUUCAAGCCACUUCUGAUGUCUGUCGUAAGGAUCCCAAAUAUUCAUCGAGCUGUCGCUAUUUCAAGUGAUCCUAAAGGAAAUAAUUUUUCCGUGAUACAGACACACCCGUCAAAUGCUUUAAUCGAUGUGCCUAAAGUAAGAAAGAAAGGGUUUGCCAGUGAGCUGAAAAUUUUACUUGAUGAGACAUCAGAGCAAGAUAAUUUACACGACCUGCUGAUAAAUGUCAAAAGAGAGGUGUUUCCUGUGCAUAGGUACAUUCUUGCCUCAAGGGGUUGUUCUUUAGCGUUCCACAAUGAAAAGGUCUUGAAACUUGACAUAGAGCCAAUGAUAUUCAAUGAAUUAUUGCAGUACAUUUACACUGGUGAAUGCAAAUUGACAAAUAUUGAUGAAUGUAGUAAAAGUUUUUUGGGAUUAAAGGAGAAUCCAAUUACUCUGCUUAGGGAGGUUGCUUUAAAUCUUGGUUUAGACACACUAAGCAAACAGCUUGAAAACAUAAAGUACGUGGAUGGAAAAAUAAGUGCAAGUGAUCAUCCCAGGUGCGAAGAUAUAUUUUUUGACAGGAGUCUUUUCCAAGAGUUCUGCGACAUUAAAUUUAUCUCGGAAGACGAACAAGUUUUUCCAGCACACAAAUGCAUUUUGUCAGCGUCCUUGGAAUAUUUCCAGAGGAUGUUUCUAGCAGGAUGGUCUGAGUCUAAAAAUGUACCUUUGAUUCAUUUGGAUUGUUCAGCGUUGGUUGUAAAUCAAUUUCUCCACUAUAUCUACACCAAGGACUUCUCAGAUGUUGUAAAUUCAAUUGAUAUUGAAGGUUUAAUAAGGCUUCUCCAGAUCUCUGAUCAAUACCUUGCCAGCCAAUUAAAGGAGGAAUGCGAAUUUGUACUUUGUACCUUGUUGUCUCUGCGUAACUGCACUUACAUCUUGCAGGUCGCUUAUAAAUACAAUGCUUUUCAGUUGAAAAAAUCAGCUUUCGACUUUAUCGCUCUUAACCUGAAUGCAAUGAUUGAAUCGAGACAGCUUGAAUUGUUAGAGCCUGAGCUGUUGAAAGAACUAAGCGAUCAUUAUAAUGGUCGAAUUAUAGUUGAUUUUCAGAAAAGACGUAUUGUACCUUGCUUAUGUGCUCACUCGGAAGCAUUCCUCUCCUUUGUAAAUAAUUUCCCAGAGGAAUGUUUGGAAUUGCCGAAAUUGGACAACACCACAGGCCUGGAGGGAAAGAACAUCAAAGGAGUAAAUAUACAAAAGAAAAGAACGCACAGAAAAAGUACCUCCAGUACUUCUCCAAAUACAAACGAUACACUAGAACAAAACAUGAGAUGUCAGGUGACGCCUGAAAGCCCAGAACUCUUUGGCGAUGAUUAUUUUAACCUCAAUUUUUUAAGCAUUGACUCUUCACCGCCAAAGCGCAAACAUCUGCCAAAAAGAUUGUUUCCAAAGAUGACCAAAGCCAAGAAAAAGGAUUUACACGAAUUAGAGGAGAAGAAAUCUCCACCUUUAAUCACUCCUUUCAAAGGAUGGGCCGUCAUACCGCCACCUGAAGUAAAUAAGGAACUCAGUAAUAAACUCUUCGAUACACCCAGGAUGUCAAAAGAGGAUGGACCCAGCUUGUCAGAGGUCAUUGCAAUUGAACAGCAGAAGCGUACUAAAUGGCUUCAGAUGAAAGCCAAGCCUUUUCAAUUCACACAGAUGGAAGAUUCAGCAAUUGAUGAUCUAUUAAACUUUUACAAUGCUGAUCAGGUUUUUGAUGAGAGAAUCUCCGUCAGCCGAGUACUGUCAGAAGAAAAAGACAUUCCUCGGCCAAUCUGGAUUCAUUAGAAAAAUUAUAUUUAUUUAUUCGAUAAAUGAGUUACAAAAUGUUAAUAUUUUUAUAUAUAUAA